Messenger RNA from Trypanosoma conorhini, 1866 nucleotides. RefSeq lists its product as uncharacterized. The coding region runs from base 1 to 1866 and encodes 621 amino acids. Lineage: Eukaryota; Euglenozoa; Kinetoplastea; Trypanosomatida; Trypanosomatidae. The record is from RefSeq and is a predicted model, not a curated record. The transcript has a single exon.
AUGAGCGGAGACCCCGUCCGUUCGGCGGCUGCAGCCAACGCGCAGGACAGCACGCGAGCGCGGGGCAGCGCGGUGGUCUUCGACGGCAUCUCCCAAGCGGCGGGGACGACGGCGAGCACUGCGCCGCCCUCCAGCCGCCCCGCCGCCGCCAACGCGGGGGGCGGGAACAGGGAGUGCCUGGCCCCGCGCAUCACCCCCUGCCCGCAGUUUGACCGCCUACGCGCCGCGGCCCGGGAGGACCGCCUGGCCCGCGCCUACCUGCAACUGCAGGAGGUGAAGCGCACCGCAGAGCUGUGCGAGCGACAGACGCUUCUCUCGCAGCGCGUGACGAUGCACGAGUACUACGCCACGCUGUUCCGGCCGUCGCGGGCGGGCGCCGCCGCCGCCGCCAGGACUCCCACCUUUGCCUCAUCGUCCCCCGCGGGUACCCUGCGCCCCCGCGACGUGGUGCUAAACGACUUGGAGGAGUCAUUCAUUGCGUGCUACUACCGAAUGCACCCCGCCGCGCUGCAGCGCAAGCGGGAGGCGGAGGCGGCGGAGGCGCAGCGGCGGCAGUCCGCGCAGGUUGCGGCGCAGCUCUCGUCCUUCUCCGGCGCGCUGCCACGCUCGCGGAGUCUCACGGCGCAGCGAGGCCCAAAGUCUACUGGCAAGAAGAAGUCAAAAGGGAAAGGGGAGGAAAAGCCAAAGGAGGGGGCUCCGGCGGCAAACCUUCGUCUCCUGCUGGCCGCCUUGUUGGAGGCCUCCGACGACCGCGGCCUUAUUACGUGCGACGCCCUCGCCGUGGUGCUCAAGCGGCCGCCGUUUGACGUGCACGACGCGGAGGCUGUGGAGGCGUUCUUCUACCUUGUGCGCGCCGCCUCCACGGUGACGGAGACCGGGGAGAGCGAGACGGACCGCCGGCUUGAGGCGUCCACCAGCGCCAGCACCCUCGCCCCACGCGUGCGGCGGCGGAGCACGUCGCUGCGCGUGUCGGCGGCGAUGGUGACGGGCACGCCCGGGGGGAUGGGGCUCUCCACCCCCCUCACGAGCACUGGGACGCUGCCGACGAGCCUGCGGCGCCUGGCACAGGGGUCGGGGGCGAGUCAGUCCCUUCAGCGCCGCGCCAUCCCCACUUCGCGUGCGUCGAAGGCUGCCGCUGCGUCUGUAACCGCCCUCGGCGGCGGCCCUGCCGCCGCGACGGAGCCCCCUCCCCCUUCGAUGGUCCGCGCACGCGAAGUGCUGGCGGCGAUGGAUGCCGUCAUCAAUGGCCCUGAGCUGCGCGACGUGGUGCGGUCCCUCUGCUUUGACGUGCUGGAGAGCGACGGGUUUAUCCACAAGACAACCCUGCGUACCCUGCGCCUUGUGCGCCGCGAGGCCUGCGAGGCGAAGGACGCGGCGGCGACGCCCUCCAUCGUGAAGGCGCUCGGCGACGCGCUGGAGGUGAUGCUGCAGGAGGAGGAGGAUGAGUACCUGCGCUCGCAGGCGAAAGGAAAGCGCCGCGCGAAAGCCGCCAAGGCGGCGGCACUGCCGCCGCACCAGAAAUCUGCCGUUCCGCUGCACAUGAUGCGCCGCUCGCACAUCAAUCUGAAGCAGUUCUCCCGCUUCUUCGACGAGCUUCCGAUGGUGGCCGCGGCCUUUGCGCACGUGUGGUUUCCCGCCUUUUUUUCCACGAACUGGCCCCCUGUGAAGCGGCCGAUGAGCACCGGCUUCAACGACGACGCCGCGCCGGACGAGGAUGACGAAAACAACACCAACAACGCGGGGGAGGGCACGUCGGAGGAGUCUGGCCUCCGGCGCCGAAACGCGGCCCGGCGGGUGGUGACGGAACGACUCGAAUACAUGAAGCCAGUCUCCGUUCCCGCGAGUGAGGGGACGUCGCAGCGGUAG